Plectropomus leopardus (leopard coralgrouper) is the source of this 6741-nucleotide messenger RNA. It is a transcript of the gene camsap3, whose product is annotated as calmodulin regulated spectrin-associated protein family, member 3. Gene Ontology annotation, biological process: neuron projection development; negative regulation of microtubule depolymerization; cytoplasmic microtubule organization. NCBI's taxonomy places the organism in Eukaryota, Metazoa, Chordata, Actinopteri, Perciformes, Serranidae. The record is from RefSeq and is a predicted model, not a curated record. Gene Ontology annotation, molecular function: microtubule minus-end binding; spectrin binding; calmodulin binding. Gene Ontology annotation, cellular component: microtubule minus-end.
CAUCGGCGGGGCUCUCACUGGAGCUGCGUACUGGGAACUGACUACAUAGCAAUGCGGACGAAGAAGGGCAAAAACGAGGGGAAUAGUCCGGUUUUCACUUAAAACCCGGCGGCUCGGGGCUUUGCUUGGUUGUAAGGCAUGAUUUAACAAGGACUUCGCCUCCAAAAACCGCACGUAAAAGGACAUUAAGUGGCUCGGAAGCAGCGCCGGGGCGGAUAUUUUCCCGACAAAACCCUUACCCACAUUCCUAGCUGCCCCGCUCGUGUGGAAUAGUCAGCUAAAAACAUGAUUGCUUGAUUAUUUUUAAACAGUCUUGUAGCUUUUUGCCAGCACCGCUUCCCAUUUUUUCACAGACUCGCUAUGGUGGACUCUCCUAACACGAGGAAGACUUUUGUGGUCCCAGACAUAAAGCCAUUGGAUUUGUAUGACUGUACUAAAGCAAAAAUAUGCGCAAGUGUCGGAUGGCUACUGGCAAAGUCCUACGGCAGUGCAGAACAUGUCCCUGCAGAGCUGCGUGACCCCUUCUACUGUGACCAGUAUGAACAGGAACACCUUAAACCGCCAGUUACGCGCCUCCUGCAGUCCUCAGAGCUCUACUGCCGGGCCUACAGUCUAUUACUGGGGGGCGCCGGAGUCGAUGCACAGCCCAAAGACAACGCCGCCUUGCUGCAGCUCCUCAAUCAGAGAGGCAUUGUCUCCAAAGACCAGGACACACCAGUGACUGAUGCAGACCUCCGGCAUAAACCUAUCAAAAUGAGUGCUCACCUGGCAGUGAUAGAUGCCCUGAUGGCAGUGGGAGCCAUGGAGACAGUGACUGCGGUGAAGACAUGUGGCUCUGCCGAUCUGCUGGGCGGAGCCUCCAGCUGGCAGGAUGCUGUGCUUCAUUGGGUUAACGAGUUGAACCAGAAGUUACGGGAACGUACUGAAGGAGCCCAGAAUGACACGUCUCAGGCCAUAACAGAACCUCAACCUGUUCAACCCUCUUGUCCUACUCGCUGGUACUGGAAACUUGUUCCUCUCCGCUACAGGAAGGAUAAAAUACAGUCCAGACAAAAGCCCAUAUUUCCAGUGGUAAAUGAAGUCAAAGAUCUGUCCAGUGGUUGUGCUGUUGCUGCAGUCAUACAUUAUUAUUGCCCUGGCCUGCUAAGACUUGAAGAUGUUUGUAUGAAGGAGUCCAUGUCUGUAGCGGACAGCCUUUACAACCUGCAGUUCAUCCAUGAAUUCUGUGACAGCUGUCUGAAGAGCUGCUGUAACUUGGCACUGGAGGAUAUGCUGUACACACCACAGGAGCUUCAGCUCAACUUGCUGAGCUUCCUAGCAGAACUGCUGAACUGGUUUGAAGUAAGAAGGCCAGAAUUUGUUCAGCCAAUAGACACACUGGAUGGAUCCACACCCGUAACACCAAGUAGCUUGAGUGGUAGCAGUACCUCACCUUCCAUCUUCAAGAAGCCUUUCCUCCCCAUCUCCUCUCCUGCGUCAGGAUCUUUGACUCAGUCUACCUCAAUGUCUCAUAUAGAAGGAGUUGGAAAGACAUGGAGCAAGAAACCUCUCAGCCGCCCCUUGUCAGCUGUUUCCUUCAGCAUUCCUUUUGGCUUGGACAGUGACGUAGACAUUGUGAUGGGCAACCCUGUGAUAACCCGCUCCGUGAGCUCAGACCAACUCAACCCAGCAGGCCAAAACAUGACGCGGGUGCCCUACACCCCUCCUGAAGACCUCAGCCAUUUGCUGAGCAAACCCCCUGGCCCUAACGGUCCACAGAGAGCUUCUUGGGCCACUCAGACUCCAAGUAUUCCAAGGUUGGCAGAGGAAAACGGCAUUGCAGCAAGUGAAGCAGGGGAGCUGCCUACCAUUGAAGAGGCUCUCCAAAUUAUCCACAACGAGAGCAAGAUGGAGCCCCGUUUACACCCUGACGGUGCUCCUGAUGGCUUCUACCUCCACUCCCCAGAUGACCCUGCUAGCUCUAGACAUAACAACCUAGCACCCAUCAGCUGCUCUGCCCCUACACGCUCAGGAAUGAUGUACCGCCCCACGGGAGAGUCCAGGGAGCCCACUCGCAUCAGAAACACCUCCGAAUGUUCACGAGAUGAUGACUCGGUCUUGAGAGACGGCAGUGUGGACUCAGAUGCGUCAGAGGACCUGCCUAAGGCCCAGUCCACUCCAACCACACCAGCUGCUGGUGCAAACUCUGUUAGAGGCAAAGAGGUGCCUGAUAGUGGUGUGAAGAUGACCAGCUUUGCAGAACGCAAAAAGAAGAUUAUGGAUUCUCCCAAAGCCAGCGACCCGUCUUCUUCUUCUCCUCCUCAGAUGACCACAUGGGCACAAAAGUCUGAAGAAAGCCCCGGCAAGAGCCCACAACUCAAUAAUGAAAUGUCUGAGCUGGGAACUCGGCUUGAAGAAAAGCGCAGGGCUAUUGAAGCCCAGAAGAAACGCAUUGAGGCCAUUUUUGCAAAGCACCGGCAAAGAUUAGGGAAGAGUGCCUUUCUGCAGUUAAAAAAGGAGCAGCGUGAGGAUGAGGGGGAAGGAGGGGAUGGCCAGGUCAGCACCUCAUCCACUGAAGAAGAACUCUCUCGCUUGACGCUGGAAGAAAGACUAGCUCGAAUGGAAGAGGAAGAGCAGCAGGACCAGGAUGAACAGCACCCCUUAGUGGAGGAUAAGGGUAACUUCAAAGGAGGACUUCCGCUCAACAAACAGGUCAGUCACUCCAAAGAAAAGGCAGGCGCUCCAGGAGAGAAGGGUUUGGGGACUCCCGGCGAGAAAACAGUAGCUCCACUAGGGGACUACAACAAUGCUGUGUCCAAGCUGACUGCAGCUCUUAGCUCUCUGCAAAGUGACAUGCAGCGGCUGACCGAGCAACAGAACCAGCUGAUCCAUAAGAAAGCUGCAGGUUCCAACAACAAAUCCUGGGUUAUUCCAGCAAGCCCUAAAACCUCCACCCCAGCUCCCCCUGCACGCCUGUCGCGGGAAUCCACCAGAGAUUUAAAUUCAGCCUCCUCCUCUCCUUCUCCAUCCCGCAAAAUCACAAACUACACCACUCCUCCUAAAUCUCCCAAAGUCCAUCGCAGAGCCCAGUCUGUGCCCCCUAAAAGCCCCAAACACCACCAGCACAGUCGUCCCAUGGACGUCAAGGUCCCAACCCUGUCGAGGGUUAUCACCGCACCUCAAAGUGUGGACCGCAUCCCCCACCUUCGUCGUGUAAAUCCCUGGCAAUCCCACGACCAGACUUUGUCCUCAUUCUCCAUCGGUGACUCUGACAGCCUAGAUGAGCUGCGCUCAUCUGGACCAACUCCUGUCCCCACACAGAUACUGACCCCUGUACCAACUCCCACCCCAACUCCCCGUCCUGCCGCAGAUGACGCACUGUCGGAGGUCGGCUCCAAUGAUGAUCACAGUAUAUUUAGCAUGGACCUUGAGGCCGGACCAUUGCAGGGUCCUUUGGGUAAGAGGGAAGUGCUUGAAAACAGAGGCUGCAGCUCUGGUGCUCCAUCAGAGUGCUCCUUUGAGAGUGACGUCCCUGCAGCAGUGCUGAAUGGCAAACGCAGUAGCCUGAUAGAGAUCUCGCUGUCUGCUCUACGAGGAGACGGGGAGGAGGACGACCAAGUACCUGACGCUCUCUCGGACUCAAUGAGUGACCGGACAGAGCCAGAGACGAAAGGAGGGGUCGGCUUCUUUUUCAAGGAUGAUAAGGAGCGAACGGAGGAUGAGAUGGCCCAGCGAAGAGCAGCUCUGUUGGAGAAACAGCAGAAGAGAGCAGAAGAGAUGAAAAGACGCAAACUGGAGCAGGAAAAAGAAAAAGAAUCAAACAAGCCUCAGUGGAUGAUCAUUGAGGGCUGGGGGAAUAAGAGCGAGGACAGACCCCAGACCCCGGGCACCCCUCCAGCAUCACGCACCCCACCGGUAGAGGGGACUCCCCAGCGUAGAGGAGACUUCACUCGGCAGGAGUAUGAGAGGAGACAGCAGCUAAAGAUCAUGGAAGACUUGGACAAGGUGCUGAGGCAGAAACCCACCACAGUUCGCGGUGUCAAGAAGCAGAGACCCAAGACUGUGUUCAGAGAUGACUCCGUCCUCUCUAAUAGCCCUGCCAAGGGUUUCAUGGGCACCAGGCUGAACAAGGUGUACUCCCACUCAACGAUGAACCUGUCCUCCGUGGCUAAUGAUUCUGGAGGCUUGACUGUCAGGAAAUCCCCCAGCCGUUCACACUCUCCAUCCCGGCUAAUGUCACCAGGACGUGCUCAAAACAGAGAGAAAGACUGGGAGAAUGGCUCAACUAUUUCCUCUCCCGCCUCAAUCCCAGAAUACACGGGACCAAAGCUGUACAAGGAGCCUAGCUUUAAGUCCAACAAGUUCAUCAUUCAUAAUGCUAUCACCCGCUGCUGCCUGGCUGGGAAGGUCAAUGAACCACAGAAAAACAAGAUUGUAGAGGAAAUGGAGGCGAGCACGGCCAACCACUUCCUCAUCCUCUUCAGAGAUACCAGCUGCCAGUUCAGAGCAGUUUACACCAUGAACCCUGAAACCGAGGAGAUGGUACGGCUCACUGGCAUCGGCCCCCGGAUCAUCACACCUGAGAUGGUUGAGUCCAUUUACAAGUACAGCUCUGACCGCAAGCAGUUCACUGUCAUCCCGUCCAAAACUAUGUCAAUGAGUGUUGACGCCUUCACCAUCCCAGGUCACUUUUGGCAAAAGCGCCCAGGAACUCCCAAGAAGCUUGGCACCCCCAAAUAAAGUCAGGUACAUGAGUAGAGAUGUUACCAUUCAGGGAACCAACUCCCAACUUGACUCCCAAUGUCCUCGAUUUUGGCCAGUGAGGCACUUGAGAUUGUGCAUUAAACUAGCAGUGGACAGCUUGACUGAUUAGGCUUUUGGCCAGCUAUCGACCUGGACACCGAGAACAAUCAACUCUUCACGCCAAGAGAAAGGGCCAAUCACUCACUCAUUCAGCCAAUGUAUUUACAAUAGUUUCUCUCUUGAGGGCUUCUGAUUGGCUCUGCCUCGUCUACUAGAUUGUAAAAUGUAACGCGACUGAUUCUGUUGGGAUGAAGAAUUCUCUUGCCCCCUUACCCUGCCUCCUCAUGCCUUGCCUUACCCUGCCCCCUGGAGUCAUUUUCGCAACUCUUAGAUAAGAAACGAGGGGACAACCACACUGCCUUCGCCCUCACUACAGUAUUUUGGGCCAGAGUAGUUCCCGCCCCUCUCAGUUCUGCUUGCUUUUCCUUUUGCUGCCUUUUCUCCUUUUCUUCCAGGGCUCACUCUCUCUGCGGUCUGCUGAGACGAGUGGCUCAGCUCUCAGUUCUGAUAGAUCUUCGCUGAAAAUGAAUAGCAGGUACACGCUGCUCUCGUAUGAAUGUAGGGCACACACUAACCACUCAUUCCAUUCGAGGGUGUUUUCUGGUGGUUCCUCUGUGGGCUGCACUGGUGGUGGCUGCCAUGGUCGUUAAUGCACACCUAGACAUCACCCGUGCCCCCACAGUUUGCAUUCCACUCCAUUCCUUCAGCUGUAGACAUCUGGAUGUUUUUUUUAUACUAUUUUGACAUGUUUUUGCUGGACAAAUCAUUUCAGCCUUUCAGAGCUGAAAGAAGAAUGAAAUUCAUGUGACCUUUUUCCCCUCUUCACUUGCUUUUUCAUUUUCGAUAUGUGAUGAAUUGAAAUGUUUUCCGAGCGAAUCUUGAAAAAUACUGGAAACAUGAAGGAGGGCUUUACCACGUCUAUUAUUUGGAUGCAGCUCUGUGUGAAAAUGAUAAUCAGUGCUGAUUUACUAUAUACUGAAUGCUGAUUACUUUGAUUUUUUUGACAAUGAUUUGUAAAAAAAAGUAAGUUGACCUUUGUAAGCUACGAAUAAGCUAGCCUGCUGCUUAAGCAUUAGUGAGAAGUAUGUUUGAGAUGAGAAUGAGUGUAUGAGAAUGAAAAGAAAUUGUCAAACAACUGAAAAAUGCUGAAACCUUUUGUCUAAGGAUUAAUAAAUCCUUUAGGUCACUGGGAGUCUGUUUCCUAUUAUCCCUGUUUGUGUGCUGCUGCAUAUAAACAUUAGAUUUCUUAAUGAAGGAUCAUCCUGGACUGUAACAGCCCUAAUCUUCUCCACACAGAGUCUCCUUCAUGUAUAACUGGGGGAAUGUAGAACACCAAUGUACAACACUUUUUUGCCGGUGUGUCCAUGCUGUUAGGAAAAACACUUGACCCUGCAGUUGCUUGUGAUCAGGUCACCACAAAACCUGUAGGAAAUUGGCCUUCUUCCCUUCCUUUGCAGUCUUUAGCACUACAGCAGCUGCCAUGGUGCAGCUGUCUACUUUAAACCACUGACUGCCUCCAACAAAUGUCGUUUGAAUGAGAUUCCGAUACAGAUAUGAAAAAAAGGUUGAGAGCAAGAUUUACGAAGAAAAAAAAGAUUGAUUAAAAGUGUGAGUGCAUUUGGAAUUAAUGGAUGUUUGUAUUUAUGUGUUAGUAUGUGGUAGUUAAACACUAUAUUUUGAUUCUGUGCAAUUCUCCCCUAGAACUCCCCACGUCACCCAGAGGUGUAUUUAUUUGGUCUGCAUUAGAUGGUGCAUUUGAUGUUUAGUUUUAGGUUCUACUUAUGUCUUAUUUUUUGGUUAAGGUGGUAAGUCUCUCAUUUCAUAGAAGCUGUCAUAACGUUUAUGUUGUUUUCUUUUUCUUCUGUUAUCAAAUUUGUGCCAGCACAUCAUGUAUGAUCAUUUCAUAAAUUGACUAUCCUUGGCAACUGGACCAGAUGAAUAAAAAUACUUUUAAAAUCA